AUGAUGGAAAAUGUUUCCGUUGGCGCAAUCCUCACUCUCUCUGGUUUGAAUUUCCCAUUUGUAUACCGAAUGAUCCUGUUUGCGCUGGUGUUGUUGUGCUACUUUGUCAUCCUGCUGAAUAAUUUCACCAUUAUUGUUGUCAUCCUUGCUGACAGGAAGCUCCACAAGCCCAUGUAUAUUCUUCUGUGUAACUUGUGCAUCAAUGCCGUGUACGGGUCGCUGGGCCUCUACCCCAAGUUCCUGGUGGACCUCCUGUCGUCUCAUGUGAUUUCUUACGCCGGCUGCAUGUUGCAGGGUUUUGUCAUACACUCAUCAAGUUGCUGCGAUUUUUCCAUCUUGGCGCUGAUGGCUUACGACAGGUACGUGGCCCUGUGUCGGCCUCUGGUUUAUCAGUCUUACAUGACGAGGCAGAGAAUGUCCCUCUUUGUGUUUUUCUCCUGGUUCAUCCCUCUCUUUUGUAUGUUUAUGAACACGGCGUCCAUCUUGGGCAAAGAGCUGUGCGGCUUUCACAUCAACAGGCUCUACUGCGUCAACCAGAUGGUGGUCAAGCUCAUUUGCUCGCCACCCAGAUCCCACACCAUCAUCACCUGGCUGAACGUUACCUUUUAUUUUUUUCAUUUCCUGUUUAUUUGCUGGUCUUACGGAUAUCUGUUCAAAGUGUGCAUUUCGUCCACGCAGAUGUGGAAGAAGUUCAAGCAGACGUGCAUGCCGCAUGUCAUCUGCCUGGUCAUUUACAGCACCACCGUGCUGUUGGAUUUGUCGUACAUGAGAUUCGGUUCGCCCGACGUGUCGCAACACUUGAACAACUUUAUGGCCAUCGAGUUUCUACUCAUUCCUCCAAUUUUCAAUCCGCUCAUCUACGGGCUGCAGCUGACGCUCAUCCGCAAUAGGGUUGCGGGCCUUUUUCACAGCAAAAAGAAGAUCCACAGCUUUUAGAGAGAGAUGAGACUGUGGAUGGAUGGAAUGGUUGUGAAAGAGGCUUUUGUUAUCAUUUCUCUCGGAG
Molecule: messenger RNA, 1003 nt
Organism: Syngnathus typhle (broad-nosed pipefish)
Lineage: Eukaryota; Metazoa; Chordata; Actinopteri; Syngnathiformes; Syngnathidae
Product: olfactory receptor 6E1-like
Exons: 1
Coding region: 1-936 (311 amino acids)
Biological process (GO): G protein-coupled receptor signaling pathway
Cellular component (GO): membrane
Molecular function (GO): G protein-coupled receptor activity; olfactory receptor activity
Source: RefSeq, a predicted model, not a curated record